CAGAAAUAUAAAGUAAUGGCGAGUUGUCGUCAUUCUCAACAAACAAAUUUCAAGGAAUUGAAGAUGGACGGGGCCUCGAAGUUUGUAAAAGGAGUAUUAGGCGAUAUAAGCAGCCGUUCGGCUUAUUCUCAAAUGCUGAUUGGCGUUACAUCAGGAUGGGCGACCGGCUACACGACGAUGAAGUUUGGAAAGUUUGCUGCUUUUGCAAUUGGUGGUAGUAUUAUCUUAAUAGAAAUUGCACACCAGGAGGGAUUCAUCAAAAUUGACUGGCCAAAGUUAACUAGAGGUGUCGAUAAAAUAGCUGAGAAAAUGGAAUCUUCAAUAUCUGGCAAAGAUCCUAAUUGGAUGGAUAAGACGGAGAGAUUUGUUGAUCGUAAACUCGAUAAAGCAGAAAGUCAAUUAAGAGGAAAGGCUAUGAAAGUAAAGAAGUGGUACGCUAAAUAUAUUGGAGAUGAAGAUGGGCCAAAAAUAAAUGAUCUUCACAUUUUCUUAACCGCAUUCGUUGGAGGAAUAGCAUUAGGUGUUGCCUCAGGCUAAAUAAAUAAUUUAUUAUGUAUUGUAUGUAAGCAAAGACAAAAACUUCUAAUCGAAUUGAAAAUAAAAAUUAUAUCUCAAGUA
This is a messenger RNA of Drosophila albomicans, 618 nucleotides long. Its product is annotated as FUN14 domain-containing protein 2. The transcript has 4 exons. Lineage: Eukaryota; Metazoa; Arthropoda; Insecta; Diptera; Drosophilidae. The coding region runs from base 16 to 537 and encodes 173 amino acids. The record is from RefSeq and is a predicted model, not a curated record. Gene Ontology annotation, biological process: autophagy of mitochondrion. Gene Ontology annotation, cellular component: mitochondrial outer membrane.